CUAGAGAUGCGUCUUUGCUAUGUUCUCUUACAGAUUUCCAUUGCAGCAGCUCAGCAUGAAUUCACGGUGCAUGCAACGUGGAAAUCAUAUCACAAUCCUAACAUUCCCAUUCGCUUUACUCUCCAACUGCCAACCGCCUCUCCAUCAUCACGAGCACUAGCCAACAAAGUCUACUUCAGAAUCUGCAACAGAGAUGCGUCGUUGACUUGGACGAGAUGCGACAACCGAUCAGAGGACGAGCAGACUCCUGUAUGUCAACAGAUUGGAAACUGUGGAUUGGCUUGUGUGACAUCAGCAUCAUACUGCAACAUAACUUUUCCAACCAUCGACACUUGGUAUAUGCUACAACUACAUGUAGACACUAUUGCAUCCAAAUGGACUCCAGUGUGUGACCCCGAUGGACUGCUAAACCUACAGACCACCAGCGGUCCCACAACAGCUAGAGUUCCGAGCAACAGACCAAACAGACCAUCCACAUCGGACACAUCCACAUCGACUAUCAAUCUGGAAAUAUGGCAAAUAGCAUUAGUUGCAGUCGGAGGAGUCAUACUAAUUACGAUUAUUAUCAUACUCCUCGUAUGCUGUGGAUGCUUUCGAAGAAAUUCGAAGACAUACGAGGUGCAAAAUCGUCUAUCAUCGAACUUACUGAGACACGAACCGGUCACAUCUAGAAAUACGGUUCACAGCAGCAGGUUGUCGUUGAGAUCUAAAGGGGUGAAUAACGCGAGUAAACGGUUUUGGAGACAAGAAGAAAAUAAUGUGGAAAUUCGGCCUGAUAUCGACAUUGUGCCCGUCUACAAUAAUCCACUGAAUGCGUUUGUCACAGGCACAACCAACAGAAUUCCGCUUACUAACAGAAACACACACAAACACUCAGGAGUUCCAGCCAGUGGUGACGUCAUUUUUCAUCCAGUUGGGGAAGAAACCAAUUACGAACAAACAUUCUCAUCAUUUGUCGCCACAACAGAUCACGUGGUCAGUGUCCACACACAUGCACAAAGCAAUCCGAAAUCAUUUUCUCAGGCUGUCGGCUUGGGCAGACGUGAUGUGAUUGGUCAACAGGAUGCAACAGAGUUGGAAGUCACUUCACACUCUGAGACAUCCGAGGACAGUGUAGAACUCGAAACUCCUUCAAAUAUAAGCAUGACCACCAGCCUCUAACUGCAAGACAUUAGUGUCUUGUAUUUCUACUAAUACUUAGGUAUACAUGUAUCAUACAUGCAUGCAUACACGUAUUGUGUGCAUAUGUCGACUGACAGGUACUCUACUGUGCCAGCCAGUUACUAAUUUUAGAGUACUGUACUGUACAUACUCGACUUAAUGCUGAAAUGUGGCGCGUGCGCAAAACAAAUACGUAAAUUUUUAAAGCGCAUGCGUAAAACAAAGUAUGCAUUUUAUGACGCAUGCGCAAAUAGAUAAAUUGACACGUGAUUUGGAUGU
Messenger RNA from Corticium candelabrum, 1440 nucleotides. RefSeq lists its product as uncharacterized. The record is from RefSeq and is a predicted model, not a curated record. Lineage: Eukaryota; Metazoa; Porifera; Homoscleromorpha; Homosclerophorida; Plakinidae. The transcript has 4 exons. Bases 7 to 1161 code for a protein of 384 amino acids.